UUCUCUUCAAACCUAACUUUUCUACAGUAACCGGAUGAAUCCGGUAACCGAGGUUGUCGAAGAGACCGUCGUCGUUACCUCAGCCACUGCUCCAGAACAAAAAAAGAAAAAGAAAUCAGUGAAAGAGGUGAAGAGGAGUAAAACUAAAAAGGACGAAAACCAAAACGACAUACCUGACAGUCGACCAAAGUUCUUGUGCGUUCCUUUGGGCCGGCCAAGCUUAUUGAGAAAAGGCCGAAAGGCUUCUUACACAUUUUCAAGUGAAGACUUGAGAAAAGAAACUCAAGAAAUUGAAGUUAAGAAGACCAAUAUCUUUACGUUUUUCUUCGAUACAAAUACAAUCAGCAAGAAUGAAAAACAACGCCAAAGAAGACUAUCGAACGUUCUCGCUGACAACGAACUAUUCGCGUCAGAUGAUCUACCGGUGUGUCACCGGUCUUCAAAUCGGAUUUAGCUUAUUUUCAUUCAUCAUUGUCUGUGUUGCUCUCCCAAUUAUGUACAAUCAUGUCCAGAAUACUAUUACCUAUGUCGACAGAGAAAUGGCUUAUUGCGAAAGAUCAAACGACGAGGCUGCACUUGAACUUCAAUACGGCAAGAUGAGAAUGACUGGAAACCGUACCGCUCGUGGUGCCUAUGGUAGCGGAGCUUCACAUGGCUUCAGACCAACAGCCUAUGGAGAUGAAAUCACUGGAGCUCCACUUGAAACUGAAUGUCCAGGAUGUUGCAUUCCAGGACCACCAGGUCCACGUGGAUCAUCUGGAACACCAGGAAAACCUGGACUUCCAGGAAACGCUGGAAAGCCAGGAAUGCCAGGAACUACUCC
This is a messenger RNA of Caenorhabditis elegans, 823 nucleotides long. RefSeq names its product Tantalus domain-containing protein (gene T14B4.19). Bases 35 to 454 code for a protein of 139 amino acids. The transcript has 5 exons. The record is from RefSeq and is marked reviewed. Lineage: Eukaryota; Metazoa; Nematoda; Chromadorea; Rhabditida; Rhabditidae.